Amoebophrya sp. A25 is the source of this 1328-nucleotide messenger RNA. The record is from the annotation of a GenBank genome assembly. Lineage: Eukaryota; Dinophyceae; Syndiniales; Amoebophryaceae.
AUGUGUUUGUCCACAAAUUUCUCUAAGCCCUUUCUGAGCGAAAAUGGCACCAUAGUUGCGAAUCCCUGUCUCGAAGACCUUUUCAAGCUUCCUUCCGACACUCACAAUAGUACUGCGGCGCAGCAUAAAAAUACAACUGCGGUACCUGCUAGUAUUGGUGCCUCAGAUGGUGCCGCUGUUGCUACAUCUACUGGCGAGGAGGGAAGUGAAGCAACGAAAGAUUAUGAGCAUUGAUUCUAGUGAUGUUUUUGGUGAAAUAGAAGAAAAUGUUGUGGUUAGUCGAAGGUACGAUUUUCGAACGCAAUGAAAUCAUCCUGUUGGAUAACAACAACAUUCUCUCUUCAGGUGCAUGAAAAAGUCCGUAAUCAAUGGUGACCUGUACUUGUCGCUAAGUCUACUCUUUCGUAGCUAGGUCUAUAGUGGUACUUCUCUACUGUUGACCUGUAAUUUCUGCAUUUUGGAUAGGCCAAAGAUUCAUUUGUAAAAAAGCCUUACUCUAGAGUAACUAACUAUUCUACUCUAAGAAAUUGCAGAAUCUCCUUCGUCCGGUACUGAAGUAGUUGAUCCAAUGCUGGAUAUACAUCCUACAAGAGCAGCUGGUUAUCUCGACCGUGACUUUGCGGCCCACACAGAAGAGCCGUCGCCUAUUGAUGGCAUUAGCGCGGAAGACUGGUAAGGAACAUAGUGAGAUUUGGUAAGGGAUGACCCUAAGAAAGGAUGUGAGAUUUGACCCAGAUUUCUUACUGAAAAACCAACAAACUUGUAAAAAAGAGUUGGAUUAUGAUCUUGCGAGUUGUUUACAUGUACAUGCGGAAGAUAGGUAAAUCUUCAACUUCAUAAGUACUCGUGGCAGAGAGGGUAUAUUAAUGUAAAAUUUACUUAAACUUACAAAGAAAAACAAGGCUUAUCUUCAUCUCGAAGUUCCUAUAUCCUUUUUCAGGUACUACUUUCUGUUGACGGAGCAGUAUUCUCUGCGAGCCAUGUUCUACACGACCACGUUGGACAAGGCUAUUGCUUUCUCGGUGUUCCUCUUGCCGACGCUGCUCUUCUUCGCCUUCCUUGCGGGUUAAGAAAAAAGGCGUCGACCCGUGCAUGCAAUAAAUUAGUGCGUCCUCUAUGCAAAUUAGUGCAUCGAGGACGUCUAGAAAUGGUUUCAAUCACAUAAUGCAAAAAUAAGAAUGCAAGAGUAAAAUGGACUAAUGCAAAAAUAAGAAUGGAUUUUUCCACUGUGAGUUUCACGGUUGACAUGGUUCUUGAAUUUGUCGAGAAAAGCUUCGACAUUGAAGAUCAUUGAGUAUCAUCUGCCACUAACCUGGGGCUUCGUAUAC